Molecule: messenger RNA, 1825 nt
Organism: Lingula anatina
Lineage: Eukaryota; Metazoa; Brachiopoda; Lingulata; Lingulida; Lingulidae
Source: RefSeq, a predicted model, not a curated record
GUCACUUGAGGAAUUACUUCAUUGACCUCAAUUUUAACAACACUUCUACCUCAAGGUCAUUCUAAUGGUUAAUAUGACAAAAUGCUGCGCCAGGCUAAUGCUCCGCUAAACCAAGCGCCAACACGUUCUUUUCAUCAGGAUUAUGGACUCUUCAAGAUCAUCUGUUAUGCAAAAGAUAGAAGUUUUUAUUUUAGCAGUUGUUGGAACGAUAAUUGCUGUCAUUAUUUUCAUUUCAAAGCUAAACACAGAGCAUGAUCAACUUUAUGAAGGAAGGCGCAGACCGACCCCAAGCAGAAAAUACUCUUUUACUCUUGUAACGGGGGCAAAUUCCGGAUAUCAUUCUCCUGGAUUGAGGAACUUUGUUGGAUCAGCUCAGCACUGGGCAGCAGGACUGAAUAUAGUGGUGUGGGAUCUAGGAUUGACGCCAGAGCAAGUGCAGGAAGUUCAAACGUGGUGUAAUGUGGCAUACCAACGUUUUCCUUUCGAGAAAUACCCUCAGUAUUUAAAGAAUUUAAAGGAGUAUGCUUGGAAACCAGUUAUAAUAAAACAAAUGGUAGACGAAGUGGGUAACAUUGUUUUGAUUGAUGCCGGUAGUCACAUCUGUGGAAAAAUAACACAAAUUGAUAACUUGAUCCAACAGGAUGGAUAUCUGCUCGUCCAAGGGCAGGAUGAUGAUGUAACACAGUUCCUCUAUGAACAAAUGUGCACAUUUAUGGGUUUAGACAAGAAAGCCUUUAAGUUAAAACCAUCGUACUCAGGAAAUCUAAAUGGCUGGUCCAAAAGGAAUGAUACGUAUGACAAGAUCCUAAAACCAUGGGUGAAAUGUGCAUUGACCAAGGAGUGCAUAGCCCCAGCAGGAUCGAGCCUUGAAAACCAUCGUUAUGACCAAUCUGCGCUGACUCUAAUAGCGUACACAUCUGGUUUGGAACUCCAGCACCACACUGAGCUAUACGCUGUCAUCAAGGAAUCUAGAAAUGGGAACAGAGAUUAUCUUGGACAUCUUCGAACAUGCUGACGUUGUAUAGAUAAACAGACAUUGAAUGCUUAUAUCAGCAUAGGUGAUUGCAAAGCCAAUUUUACAUAAAACAACCCAGCAGGCAAACGACAUUGAUUCUACGUUGAUUCAACGUUGAUCCACCAAAAUUAACGUUGAUUCAACGGUGAAUCAAUGUCGUUUGUCUGCUGGGAACAUACUUAAAAUAUAUGCAAGAGAAACAUGUAUAGAUGCAGUUGUCGCUGUAUUUAGGGAGUCUGAACCAGUUGACGUAUGUGACGAAAAUUAUGUAUUAAUAUGCAUAUAUUACAAAGUUAAAGGCAAACUAUGCUAGUGUUAUAUUCGUAGCGUCUUCACUCCUUUACUUUAGGUUUAGAAUAUCAUUCACCGUCUUCUUUCGUACUUUUGUAAAUGAGAUAGGAAGGGCAGUCGCCAAAACUAAAACAAUUAUUAAGCCUGCUUUAUUAAUAAAAUCCUUUCGUAUGACUCAUAUAUGUGACGGUGUAUAUCAUUCAAUAGUUUUUUUUUGUUUAGAAAUGUAAGUUGCCUAUGUCCUCUUAAAUUAUGACAUUCAAGUACCACACAUGAUAUGUCAUGAGUUGGUUAUUGUUGGUCAAUAGUUAGUUAUAUAAUAAUAAUAAUAAUAAUAAUAAUAAUAAUAAUAAUAAUAAUAAUGUAUGAAUCAUACACUAAUCCAGCUAACUAUUUCAUCUGCUGUGUUAUACAAGUACAUUCAAACUUACAAGCAUUAUUUCUCCAAACAAUAGGUGAAACUCAUGAUGAAUGGCUUAAUUCCGCUCUAAAAUCCAGACGCUGCACACUAGUAUUGUG